AUGAAUAAUCAAAAGACGAACCAUUUGAUCACCCCCAAACCCAGCGAACCACUGCUCAAGAAAGAUUUCCUACCCACACCGGCAACAAAGACCAACGACAUUCUCGGAUCAUCUGCAAGCACCAGUCAGAACAACUCACCAGGGGCAAUCACCAAUAAAAGCUCGAAAAACGUUAUCAAUCAAAUCGCAUCGAGGAACUUGCAGCUGUCAACUCAGAACUUGGCUAACCCAAUCAAUGCUAAACCUCUGUCUGCAAAAAUCAUGCAAGGCGUUUCGUCUGAUGAGAUUGAUGGGAUGAUCGAAAGAAUUAAAGCCGACAUCGAACCCUUAUUAGAAAAAUGUCAAGAUCAGGACGCAAGAAUCAAUACACUCAAAGAGUCUUUACAUCCACACAUCUUAUCCACAAGGACAGCGGUGUCGCAUCUGAGCCAUCUAGCCUCGAGGGCGAAGAAGACCUCGGAUCUCAUCGACCAACAAUCCAAUGCAUUCAUUCAACUGGCUCAAGAAGAUAUCCAUAGACAGAUCGAGUCGGAUUCAGUGGGCCGCGAAAAAGACUUUAGCGAUACCCAGUCGGAUCUGUUGGGCGGUGAUCAACUCGAAUUAGCUCGCUCAAAACUUUUGAUAGCUAACAGGAAACUUGAGAAGCAUAUCGCACGUCAAAGAUACUAUGAGCGUAAACUGGCAAAACAUCUUUCCAUCAUUCGGCGAAUGAUUCUAAUUCUAUUGACGAUCAAGAUCAUAAUCGAUUUGAGGAUUGCAACCCAAGUGAUUCGAUUUAUGAAUGAGCUAGUUCCGGCCGAAUUCAUGCCUGCGUUCUUCGCUCGUCAUCUCAUUCACAAUCUCCAUCCACCACAUCAUUCACCCGAUUCAACUGCAGAGGUCCAUCCUAACAAUCCAUUCGCUCAUGAACAUCAACAUUACCCCAAGAAACAAAUCUCCGACUUCGUGGCGUACUUCCUUUGGAUCGUCCUGAUCAAGCUCGAGUUUUUCUAAAGGGCUGGACCGGCCAAUCGGCAGUCUCGCUUCGAUCCGUUAUGCACCAUGAGUGUUGGAUCAUUUUCGUCAUCGAAAACCUGUUCGUCAUCUUGGUUGAUUGGCAU
Messenger RNA from Puccinia graminis f. sp. tritici CRL 75-36-700-3, 1100 nucleotides. RefSeq lists its product as uncharacterized. The transcript has 6 exons. The record is from RefSeq and is a predicted model, not a curated record. Bases 1 to 993 code for a protein of 330 amino acids. NCBI's taxonomy places the organism in Eukaryota, Fungi, Basidiomycota, Pucciniomycetes, Pucciniales, Pucciniaceae.